Messenger RNA from Harpegnathos saltator (Jerdon's jumping ant), 3427 nucleotides. RefSeq lists its product as uncharacterized. NCBI's taxonomy places the organism in Eukaryota, Metazoa, Arthropoda, Insecta, Hymenoptera, Formicidae. The record is from RefSeq and is a predicted model, not a curated record. Gene Ontology annotation, molecular function: acyltransferase activity, transferring groups other than amino-acyl groups. The coding region runs from base 291 to 1610 and encodes 439 amino acids. The transcript is spliced from 5 exons.
UCGCGUCAUCGUCGUCGUCGUCGUCGUCGUCGUCGUCGUCGUCGUCGUCGUCGUUGUUCUCCUCUCUCGGGGAGGAUCCGCACGACGCGCUCGGAACGUGAACGACAGCUCCCGCUCGUUCAGGUAAAUCGAUCAACGCACACGCGUAUCGUGCACACACGCACGCGAGUCUAUUCGUCUACGGGAAUCGCCGGGAGAUACCGGCGAGAUUUCCAACGCGAGAUCCGCAACGCGGCACGACGCGACACGACGCGACGCGACGCGACGGGACGUGCGAGGAUGCAGCGAGGAUGCGUCCGGAGCUCGAGCUCCCUCGAACCGGAGUUAUGGGUUCGAGGGGGCACGCAGGGCUCGCACAACACGCGUCUGGUUGUUUCAGUAUGGAGUGCCCCGAAGCGGUAGAACGAGGUCGGAAUUUUCGUCUACUCGCUGAAGAGGAGCUGUCUCAACUUUUGGACUUUCUUACGGGAUAUCUGCCCGAUUCGCUCAAGUUUCAUCAGACCGUACUGACUUACAUGCGGGACAGAGUCUGGGAAUUUCAUUUUUACGUGGCAAAAGAUUGGCCCGAGGAUGCAAUCUGCUUACAUUUUCCCGGAAUGACGUUAUCCCCGCACGGUCUGCUAUACGAGAGCGUCGGUGUGUUCUGCCCCAACGAUCGGCUGGAGCUAGUUCGUCUCCUGCGCGAGGAGGACGUCCUGAUAGACUGGUCGAGACCUUUGUACAUUAAUUUCGUUCAUUACGAUAUUGCCGAGGAGCUGAUGCGCCUUUACGAGGGUACCGGCACCGUCGAGACCAUCGUCGGCGACGUUUGCGCGUGCGAGCAGGUCUACGAGCAAGAGGAGAAGAGCGAAGAGCCGUCCGACGAAGGGACGUCCGAUUCCGACGUGCAAGUGCUGCCUCUCAAGGCCGAGCACGCCGAGGGGAUCCACGAACUGUAUCCGGCGAACGACAUGGAGUGUCACGAGCUUUUCCUACGGCUCAUCAGGACCUUGCCGGCGGCUGGCGUGUUCGCGAAGGGCAGUCUGGCCGCUUGGAUGGUCCAGUCCUAUUACGGGGCGAUGUUCUCCAUGCAGACGAAGCCGGAGUACCGUAGGAAAGGUUACGGGACUAAGCUAGCAAGGUACCUGACGAAACGCGUGGCCGAGAGAGGCUAUUACCCGUUUGUUGUGAUACGUCCAGAAAACGAAGCCAGCCAAAGCCUGUACAAGAAGCUGGGCUUCAGACGGCUUUACCAGAUCGUGCGGAUGAUCUUUACGCCUUCCACGUGGCAGGACAGCGAAAACGACGCGAGCAUACUCAGGGAUAACCUGGAGAACGCCGUCAGGCAGCUCACCAUUGAGCAGAGGGUAAUAACGACUCUUCGCGAUCGGGAGCAAGAGAGCGAAGAAACGACGAUACGACGGGAUCCCACGGGAGCUGCCGCCGAUCAUCGGUCGAUCGUCGGUCAAGCGGACAGGCCGGAGGAGGAGGAGGAGGAGGAGGAGGAGGAGAAGCUCCUCGAGACCAUCGAGGAGCACCCCGAGGAGAGGAUAGAGCCGGAUAACGCGACGGGCGGAGACGUCGCCGACUGUUGCGACUGCGGGGCGGAUGCUGCGGCUGGCGACGAAUAAGUCGGAGAGAACGAUUUACGCGACAAACGACGGUCCAUAAACGCGCGCCCGCUCGAAGAUGCCCGCUCCUCGCCCGCCGUCUCGUGGUCGAGCCGUCGAGCUGUGGUCAACUCGACAGCGAAAAGCCGGUCUUGAAGCUGAUCGACACGGCUCCUAAGCUGGGAAACGGCCAAACAGUCGAAUGAUAUGGUACAGUUAGUGGUGGACGGAGCUUGCGUGCGAAUACAGUGAGUCUCCUCUCGGGAAUAAUACGCUAAAGAUACUCGCUAUGUAUGCCUCUCCCGACUCGUUACUCUCGCGUCCAUUUUGAUUUUUCAUUCGUCGUCGAGAGAGAGAAGACGAGCGCGUCUUUAAGUGUGUCUUACGAAGCGACCGUGACGUAAUGACGCUCGUCGCUUCUGCUCUCGAGGACAAAUCGAAGUACGAGAGGGAAUUCUGCGAAACUCUACGAACGGCACAAGCGAUCAGAUGUAUCGAAUAUAGGUUUUCCUUUGAAAUGAUGUUAGGCGUAUUCGUUGCGCGGCGAAAAGCCGUCGUCUUCGAGCGAGGAAACGCGAAAGAGUCAAAGAUAGAAAAAUAUUUUACGAGAUUUCGACAUAUUACGGCACCGCGUUCGUGCGAGGCUUCAAUUCGCGUACGAAGAAUCAAAAUUCCUCGUAUGAUUCCUCAUAUCAGACUCUCGCCCCGAAACGUCGCGAAAGUCUUAGGUAUCGGAUGGCCACGUGCUUUUUUGGGUAGCUUUGGGUUGCCAAUAUCUUGUAUCUUGUCGGAAUCACCAUCCGACGCAAUGUGUAUCGUUUUUUGUGUUAUAUUGAUGAAUGAUUAUAUAUAAUCAUUGGAGUUUUCGAAAGUAAUCAUAUUCAUUUAAAAUCAUCGGUGUGUUAAUGAUUCCUUGUGAACAUGUGUUCGGCGCGCGCGCGCGCAACGUCCCUAUCUGCUAUAUAUAUAUAUAUUCCAAUACUUUUAAUUAAGUAUGAAAUUAUCGCGAUUAUUAUUGUAUAGAUUGGUUGACUCUUCGAGAGUCUGUAUUCGUUUUGUCCGUUUGUUUUUCCAUCGUCUCUCUCGUUCGCUUCGUCGUCAUGCAAUCGUCAUCGACUAAAAUCAAUAAGAUAUAUUUGCGUGGCGUACGAUACGUAUUCGUUAAGAGAUUUCGACUGUACUUUCGCGUACUUCAUGUCUCGAUUUCCAGCUAGUCAAGUCAUACGUAAAUAGUGGACUUGUGGGAAGAGGGGAGAGGAGGAGGGGACAGGUUGGUCCAAACCCUUGAACAUUCCAGAAAAAGCAGCCCGUUCUCCGCAAAAGGAAUCAGCAAUUGAAUCCGCAGUUGCGAGGGAGAACGCGCUAAUUUUCACCGAACGCUAAGAUUCGAAAGUCUGCGAGGUGAUCCAAACUGUGAUCUUAAUUUUCCUGUAUAAAGUAGAGUUUCGAGAGAAAUUACGAAGCCUCGUGCGAUCUCGACACGCUUUCCUCAAUACAAUAGAAACGAAUCGCCGCGCCGGUGCAAUUGCACAGACAAAUAUUGCGGACGUAGCCGUCCGCAGUGAAAUUAUGUCCCGCCAAUAUUGAUCUUCUAUAUUCUUCGAUUCGCAUACGUUUACGCGCCAUGAUUUCUAGAUUUCUAGAUAGAUGAUACGAGACCACACAAUUUCAUUGUAGCAGGAAGAACGCUUCGCUUUUCGUAAUUACGGAAUUAUUGACGGGUGCCACAAUUUUCUGUGCACGUUUCGUGCACCGUUACGGCGAUCAUCUUAGCGUGCGAGUUAAUAAUAAUGAUAAUAUUAAUGACAACACACAUACACACACACACACACACACAC